AGGCUCGUGUUACUGAUGAAAAAGUUUGCAUUUUAUUAGAGGUGGGCGAACCACUAAAUCACCUUCUUCAAUGAUGAUUAGCUUCUUAAUCUUAGGCGAAGAAGAUACUUUACUAAUGAUGAUUUCAGUCGUUCAGUCGUCCUGCUAAUCUGAUAUUAUUAUGACGAGUUUAAGAAAAAUGCUAAUUUACAGAGGAAACGGUCAGAUUCACGGUGAUCUUAAGUAUUUAACAGGGGCGAAAAUCCCAAGUUUUUUCGCGACUGACAGGAUGAUAGCAAUGCCACUAUAAAUUAGUGGCUUGGUUUCUGGCUUGAUUCAACGAAAAAUACAGAAUUGAAAGUUGAAACUCUGGAUUCUCUGUUCUUCUCGUCUCCCUCCCUCCCUCACGUAAAAGCUUGUCUUCUGCAAUUUCAACUCUCUCUCUACUACCAUGUCUCUCAUUUACCCCAACAAUCUCCUCCUCAAAAAACCCCAAAGGUGGCAGAAUUCGACCCUUUCAGUUCCAGAUAUAUAUGGAACAAAAACAGGUGGUAGAGCAAGCAAUGCCACUAUGUGCUCCCACCAGCCUAAGGAAAGAAUCAGGGAACUGUUUACCAAGAUUGAGCUUUCGGUUUCUGCAUAUGACACAGCUUGGGUAGCAAUGGUUCCUUCUCCAAAUUCCCCUCAAUCUCCUUAUUUCCCUGAGUGUGUAAACUGGUUGUUGGAGAAUCAGUUGCCUGAUGGUUCAUGGUGUCUCCCUCAUUCCCAUCCCUUACUAAUUAAGGAUGCUUUGUCAUCCACUUUGGCUUGUGUUCUUGCACUAAAACGAUGGAACAUUGGCACCAACCACAUAGAAAAAGGUAUCCAUUUUAUUGUUUCCAAUUUUCCCUCAUCCACUGAUGAGAAGCAACAUGCUCCAAUUGGGUUUGAUAUAACAUUUCCUGGAAUGAUUGAAUAUGCUAGAGAGAUGGGUUUGGUUCUUCCUUUAAGCUCUACAAUUGCAGAUGCUCUAUUUCGCAAGAGAAAUUUGGAAUUCAGAAGAACCUCCGAAAGCAAUUCUGAAGGAAAGAAGGCCUAUCUAGCUUAUAUUGCAGAAGGACUGCAAAAUUUACAGGAUUGGAAAGAGGUCAUGAAAUAUCAAAGGAAGAAUGGAUCUUUAUUUAAUUCUCCAUCUACCACAGCAGCUGCUUUUACUCACCUUCAGGAUGCUAACUGCCUUGGUUAUUUGAGAACUGUUUUAAAAGAAUUUGGUGGUGCAGUUCCCACAACUUACCCUCUAGAUAUACACGCUCAACUCUGUAUGAUUGACAGUCUGAUUGGGUUGGGAAUUGAUCGGCAUUUCAGGAAUGAAAUUAAAAAUGUUUUAGAUGAAACAUACAGAUGCUGGUUGCAGAAAGAUGAAAGGAUAUUCUUAGACCUAGAUGUUUGUGCCAUGGCAUUUCGGAUCUUACGCACAAAUGGAUACAACAUUGCUGCUGAUGCAUUACCUCAAUUUGUCGAAGAAAAACAUUUCUUGGAUUCACUUGGAGGACAUUUGAACGAUAUCCAUGUUGUUCUGGAGUUGUACAAAGCUUCACAGUUCAUGAUAUUCCCUAAUGAACCAGUUCUAGAGAAACACCAAUUCUGGUUAAGUUGGUAUCUGAAACAGGAAAUAUCUAAAUGUCUGGAAAACAGAGAUGGAGUCAGUAGGUAUAUUACCCAAGAGGUUGAUUAUGCCCUUAAGUUUCCCCACUAUGCUAAUUUGGAACGCCUAGAGAACAGGAGAAAUAUGGAGCACUACAAUUUAAAUCACCCAAGGAUUCUAAAAACAUCAUAUAGGUGCUUAAAUAUUCAUAACAUUGAAUUCCUGGAACUGGCAAUUGAAGACUUCAAUAACUGUCAAGAGAUAUAUCAUAAAGAACUCAAAGAGCUUGAGAGAUGGGUCAAUGACAACAAAUUAGAUCAGUUAAAGUUUGCAAGGCAGAAGCUGACCUACUGCUACUUCUCUGCUGCGGCAACCCUUUUUUCUCCUGAGCUAUCUGAUGCUCGCAUUUCAUGGGCCAAAAAUAGUCUACUCACCACUGUAGUUGACGACUUCUUUGACAUUGGAGGUUCUAAAGAAGAACUAGAAAACCUUAUUAAAUUAGUUGAGAAGUGGGAUGAAAAUUUUGCCAUUGGUCGCUGCUCUGAACAAGUUGAGAUCGUAUUUUCAGCAAUUCACAGCACAGUUAAUGAGAUUGGAGACAAAGCAUUCAAAUGCCAAAGACGCUGUGUCACAAACCACCUAGUUGAAAUUUGGCUUAAUUUGCUUAAUUCAAUGAUGAGAGAGGCAGACUGGUUGAGGAACAAAUCAGUGCCAACUAUGGACGAAUAUAUGGAAAAUGGAUAUGUAUCAUUUGCAUUAGGACCAAUCGUUCUCCCAGCUCUCUAUCUUGUCGGAGACACGCUUUCAGAGGAGGCUGUUAGAAGUCCAGAGUACCAUAAUUUGUACAAGCUCAUGAGCACAUGUGGCCGUCUCCUGAAUGAUAUCCAGGGAUUUGAGAGGGAAGGAAAGCAGGGAAAAUUGAACGGUGUAUCAUUGCAAAUGAUUCAUGGGAGUGGUGUUGUCAAAGAGGAGCAGGUUAUCAGAGAAAUGAGAAGCUUGAUUGAAAAUACUAGGAAGGAACUUCUUGGAUUAGUAUUACAAACAAAUGGAAGUUUGGUUCCAAGAGCUUGCAAGGAUUUGUUUUGGAAGAUGAGCAAAGUAUUGCACCUAUUUUACUCCAAGAAUGAUGGGUUCACAUCUCCACAUGAUAUGAUGCGUUAUGUGAAUGAAGUUAUUUAUGAACCCUUUGAUCCCCUUAGAUUAGAAAAGAUGAAAAUUUCUGAAGUAGCUGCAGAAGAAUGCACUGGCCUUUUAUCUUCCAUGUAAUUGUCUUAUUUGAAGAUAUAUUUUCAGAUAUUGUAUUGGUCCUAUUGGAUAAUAACUCCAUAAGAAACCAAAAGAUGCAUGGAAAUCCUAUAUAGUCUCAA
Messenger RNA from Nelumbo nucifera (sacred lotus), 2970 nucleotides. It is a transcript of the gene GA2, whose product is annotated as Terpenoid cyclases/Protein prenyltransferases superfamily protein. The record is from RefSeq and is a predicted model, not a curated record. Gene Ontology annotation, biological process: diterpenoid biosynthetic process. Lineage: Eukaryota; Viridiplantae; Streptophyta; Magnoliopsida; Proteales; Nelumbonaceae. Gene Ontology annotation, molecular function: terpene synthase activity; magnesium ion binding.